This is a messenger RNA of Striga hermonthica, 1971 nucleotides long. NCBI's taxonomy places the organism in Eukaryota, Viridiplantae, Streptophyta, Magnoliopsida, Lamiales, Orobanchaceae. The record is from the annotation of a GenBank genome assembly.
AUGGCUGAGGAUCUGACGGAUAAAUUGAGGAAGUUCAAGCUAUCAGAGAAGGAGGAAAAGGGAUUAGAAAUUUCAAAUGUGGAUAUAGAAGAAGGGAUGAAGGAGUGCCAGCUGAGUCUUCUGGGGAAGAUUUAUGGUGAAAAGAAGGCGAAUUAUAAUGGGUUGAAAGCCACUCUGAACAACAUUUGGGUUACAAAGAACCAAUUUUUCAUCAAGAAUAUCGGCCCGAACUUAUUUCAAUUUACGUUCCAGUCAAAAGAAGACAAGGAGAGGAUAUUACAAGGUAAAAGUUGGACAUUUGAUGGGCAAUAUAUUCUCCUGAAAGACUGGAAGCCUGAAAAUCAAGAAUUUUUGGAGGAGGAUGAGAAAGUGAAGAUAUGGGUCCAGAUUCAUGACCUUCCGCUACAUUGGAUUACCAAAGACUUGGGAUUGAAAAAAGGGGGGAUCAUAGGAAGAGUAGUAGAUGUUUUGGUCCCGAGUGCAGAGAGUUCCAACGGACAUAUCUUGAAGGUGCAGGUGGAACUAAAUUUAAGGGAGCCCAUACCUAGAGGCACAAAAAUUAGAUUGGGCGCAGAAAAUCGAUGGGUAAGUUUCAGGUAUGAGAAUCUCCAAUCCUUUUGUUUUUACUGUGGUCUGGUGGGUCAUAUUGAUAAAAAUUGUUUAGCUAAGAAAAAUGACCUAGCUAGAAAUGUGCUUAACUUGGGGCAAUUUGGGGAGUGGCUUAGAGGAGGGCCAACUUAUUUCAGUGAGUCUAAGUCUUAUAGAUCUUCAGCUUCAGGGGACUUGAGUGAAAAGGAUUCUAAAAAAUCACCCUCUCAAGGCACUGAUGAUGAGGGUCCUCAGGAGAGGGAAGGAGGAACACCAUGGAUAGGCAAUUUCCCUCAGUCAGAGCAGACAAGGGACAGGGAUGUGGGUGGAAUGGUUGAGACACCUGCUAAAGGAAAAGAGAUUAGGAUUACUCCUGAUCCUUUACCUAGUGCAGAGAAUCACACCACUUUGAAGUUGGUUGAGAGUGAUACCCAACUAGUAGAAGUGGAUGUUCAACCAGUUCCAUCAAUUAAUAGGGACAUUUCUAAAAGGAAAAAACCCAUUGUGAGGAAACUGAGAGUCCCUGUGCCCAAUGAAUCUGCCAGUAUGGAGGUGGAUAGGGAUAAAACUCCAGGAGAGUCAGAUAGAGUGAGGCUAGUUCUUAGCAAAAGGCCUUUGGAGGAUUUUUCUAAUCCCUUGGGCCAUGCCAAGAACAUGGCCAAUAAUAAGAAGUUAAAGAAAGGGGUCAGUAAUCAUUGGGAGGAGUGGUGCAGAUGGAGGGACCUUUUACACAAAGCUUACCUAGAUGAGGAAUUUCACUGGAAGCAAAAAUCUAGGAUUCAAUGGUUGCAAGAAGGUGAUAAGAACACAAAGUUAUUUCAUGCCUCGGUGCAACAGAGGAGAGUGACUGGGAGCAUGGAUAAUAUAGUCAAUAAGUGGGGUAGGAGAUGUGAAAAUGAGCAGGAGUUAGUAGGAGAGCUGGAGUGUGAGAUCCAAGUAGUUCAGAGGGCAAAGGCUGAUUGGUGGGAGUAUUCAGUUAAAGAAAAGCCCAUUGCAGUCCUCUUUAAUCUGGGGGUUCCUGAGGAGUGUUUUUCCCCUAGAGUAGGACAGUGGUCUUUCACUGUUAGUGCUCUAAACUCCUCACAGAAUCACCUGCUUUUGAACUGCAAGGUGGAGAAAGAUGGAGUACAGACACAUACAUUAUCAGAGAGGCAUUGGUUUGAAGGAUGUGAAGAAGGGAAAUGGUUGUAUGCAAUAAGGUGGAUGAUGAUGAUAGCUCUUCAUAAUGGGUGGACUACAUGCUGUUUCAAAUUGAAGAACAAGGCCCUUGUGAAGAAAUUAGCUGAGGAGAAAGAGUUUGAUUUGUGUUGUAAUUCUAUUGCCUAUGAUGUGUAUGAGUUUGUAGCCUCUUUUUCCUCUUGUCUUUUUGCUUUUUGUAUGUAA